Molecule: messenger RNA, 571 nt
Organism: Stegostoma tigrinum
Lineage: Eukaryota; Metazoa; Chordata; Chondrichthyes; Orectolobiformes; Stegostomatidae
Product: complement C4-like
Exons: 4
Molecular function (GO): protein binding
Source: RefSeq, a predicted model, not a curated record
GUUCUUGUCCUCAACCUAAGAACAUCUUGUCCACUGAGGUGAGUGGAUCAGCACGGAUAGACUUUGCCUGCUACAGUCCAAUUGUGGAUUAUGCUUAUACAAUCAGAGUUGACAAUAUUACUACCACUGGAUAUUUUGAAAACUACCAGGUCUCGAUUACUAGACUCGUGAAAAUUGGCAACAAGGAUGAGGGCAUUAAAAUCAAUGACAUCCGACAUUUCCUGAAGCGGAGAUCCUGUCAGCUUCAGCUGCAGAAAGGUGAAGAUUAUUUUGUCAUGGGCCAAGAUGGGAGAAGCAUCGAUGAAAGUGGCAGGAUUCAGUAUUUGUUUGAUGCUAAAUCGUGGAUUGAAGAAAUUCCAUCAGCUGAUACCUGUGAGCUUCGGAAAUACCGAAGUGCCUGCAAAAGCCUGAAUGAUUCCAUGGACGAUCUUGUAAAUCGUGGAUGCCAGAUAUAGCCAUGUAGCCAAACAAAAUUUCAAGGCUGACAUUUUAAAUCCAUACUGCUAAAUGUAAUACAAUAAUUGUUCUGUUUGAUAAAUUUUAAAAAAUUAUAUCACUUCUAAAACUUCAA